AUGAGUGCCAUCCUCUCCGCCGACGAUCUCAACGACUUCAUCUCCCCCGGAGUCGCCUGCAUCAAGCCCAUCGAGACCCUCCCCGCCGCACCCCAGCAGUCUGCCAACGAAAACGAAGUCAUUCUCGAUGGACAGCAACCCUCUUCGUCCAAUGCCACGCCCGCUCAGAUCUCUCUCACAGACUGCCUCGCCUGCUCCGGCUGCGUCACAUCCGCAGAGGCUAUCCUAGUCAGCCUGCAGAGCCACACCGAAGUCAUUUCAACGCUCGAUGCGGCCCCGGCGCUGCGCGUAGUAGGACCCGAUGCGAGCGGACAUUUCACAGUCGAGGGCCUGGAGAAUGAAAAUGCGAAGCUGUUCGUUGCCAGUGUAAGCUCCCAAACGAGGGCAAACCUGGCUGCUGCAUGCGGGCCAGGCGUCUCCGAAAGCCAGGCCGGAUAUAUGCUGGAGAGUCUGUUACGGGGUCCCGAGGGACUUGCAAAAGGAGGAAAGUGGAAUACUUCAUUCGAGUGGGUGGUCGAUAUCAAUGUGGCCCGAGAUGCGACUCUUGCACUCGGUGCAGCCGAGGUCCUCUCUUCCCCCACACCGGGCGUCUCAAGGCCGUCACAGCCAAUCCUAGCUUCAUCAUGUCCUGGCUGGGUGUGCUAUGCAGAAAAGACUCAUCCAUAUGUUUUACCACAUCUAUCCAAAGUCAAGUCGCCACAGGCCCUUAUGGGCACCAUCCUGAAAACAUCGCUGAGCCGGAAGCUGGGCAUCUCGCCCAGUAGAAUAUGGCAUGUGGCUGUCAUGCCUUGCUUCGAUAAGAAGCUAGAGGCCAGUCGGGAAGAGCUCACCGAUGAAGUGUGGGCACGCUCUGGCUUGCCUGGAAAGGGAAUCCGAGACGUCGACUGCGUCAUCACGAGCAAAGAGGUUCUGAUGCUGGCAGAGUCAAGGGGCCUCGACUUCUUCAGCAUGUCCAAAUCCGCAUCAUCCCUCACACCCUCAAUACCCUUCCCGGAUGAAAAACUCCAGGCAUUCUUGUUUCCAAGCAAGGGCUCAAGAAACCCCUCACGUGUAGCUGGUUCGUCCGGCGGGCUGUUACACCACAUUCUCCAAACCAGGGCCGCCCAAACGCCAGGCUCCGAGAUACAAAUCGUCCGAGGCCGUAAUGUUGAUGUUGUCGAAUACUUUGUCACGGUAAAUGGCGAGCCUAUUUUCAAGGCCGCUCGGUACUACGGCUUCAGAAAUAUCCAAAAUCUCGUCAGGCGGUUGAAGCCGGCUCGUCCCUUUGUUGAAGUCAUGGCAUGCCCCGGCGGCUGCACUAAUGGUGGUGGUCAAAUCAAAGUCGACGAUCCCGAGCAAAAGGAUUGGCUGGCAGAAAUCGAUGAGGCAUAUUUCUCGGGCGAAGAUUCGCUGGUCGAACACAAUGGCUGUGGCCCCGAGAAGGUUGUUGGAGGCAUUUCCCAUUCAUAUAUAGACGAUACCCUGGCGUACUGGUCCAGCAUGACGGGGAUAGGGUUAGAUAGACUGGCUUUCACGAGCUAUCGUGAGGUGAUUAGCGAUGUUGGAAAGGAUACAGCCACCGAGAGAGCCGCCCAGCUAGCCGGUAAAGCUGACGGUGGGUGGUAG
Trichoderma breve is the source of this 1605-nucleotide messenger RNA. RefSeq lists its product as uncharacterized. Gene Ontology annotation, molecular function: 4 iron, 4 sulfur cluster binding. The record is from RefSeq and is a predicted model, not a curated record. Gene Ontology annotation, biological process: iron-sulfur cluster assembly. The transcript is spliced from 3 exons. NCBI's taxonomy places the organism in Eukaryota, Fungi, Ascomycota, Sordariomycetes, Hypocreales, Hypocreaceae. Bases 1 to 1605 code for a protein of 534 amino acids. Gene Ontology annotation, cellular component: cytosolic [4Fe-4S] assembly targeting complex.